AUGGAUCCAAUUAGACACAUUUGCUCUAAAUUUAAUUCUAGCAUUCUUACUAAUCAAAUUAAACUUAAUUUUCUUAACACAUUCCAUGAUUUGUAUUCGAUUCAAUGUCUCAGUGUAAAAAAUAAAUUAAUUUUUCCAAAUCUCACCAACGAGGACUUAGUAUAUGCGUUCAGGAGGCAUAGGGGCGGCAAGGUUAAGAAUAAGCUUCGCAAUUUGGAGAAAAAGAAGAAGAAGGAGCAGCUUCUAAACUCUACUCUCGAGAAGUUAUCUAAGGACACCAGCCCAAAAUCUGAGUAA
Messenger RNA from Theileria orientalis strain Shintoku, 297 nucleotides. RefSeq lists its product as hypothetical. The record is from RefSeq and is a predicted model, not a curated record. The transcript has a single exon. NCBI's taxonomy places the organism in Eukaryota, Apicomplexa, Aconoidasida, Piroplasmida, Theileriidae. Bases 1 to 297 code for a protein of 98 amino acids.